UUCAGACUCAUAGCUCAACCUCACAGUUGCAGUUGGAUGUAUCACUAUAUAUUAACUGCAAUGCUGUAAUUCUUGUGAUUAAUGGAGAGCUUUUCUAGUGCUACAUAAUAGAAGAGGAUUUUUUGUGUUUUGAUCUCAACAUAGAGGGAAUUUUUGAAGCUAAUUUAUGACUUGCACUCUGAAUUGAUUGUGAAACAUAAGAGACAUUGCGGUCUGCAUGCUUCCCACACCACAGCUUUCAGAGCUGAAAUCAACAGGGCUAUUGCUGUAUGACUGGAUUUGUCGCUGUAAUGUGCUCUUGACGUGCAUUUUUGAGAGGUGAGCAUGCAGUCUUUUUGUUUUAAAGCAGAGUUUCAGCAGUUCCAGACCCAGAUACUCUCACCCAGACUCUCAUCCAACCCAGGGAUACAUAUUCUCAGAACACUGAUGCCAAUUACAUGGGGUCGUAGCUGAACUGAGACAUAAUUGAUUGGCUGGGCCUUUGGCAAUGAUGGUUCCACGCAAGCGAGGAGGGCGGGGCUUCUCCAUCCUCUGCUGCCGCUUCAAGCGGAAUGACCAUCCCGAAAUCACCUAUCGCCUCCGUCAUGACAGCAACUUCACACUGCAGACCAUGGAGCCCACCCUGCCUAUGCCCCCCACUGAGGAACUGGAUGCCAUGUUCACAGAACUGGUGGAUGAGCUGGAUCUCACAGAAAAACACAGAGGGGCCAUGUUUGACCUUCCCGCAGAGAAAAAAUGGCAAAUCUACUGUAGCAAGAAGAAAGAACAAGAAGAGAAUAAGGGGGCAACCAGCUGGCCUGAAUUCUACAUUGAUCAGAUCAAUUCAAUGGCUGCCAGGAAGACCCUGCUGGCCCUGGAGAAGGAGGAUGAGGAGGAGAGGAAUAAGACCAUAGAGAGCCUGAAAACUGCUCUCCGCACACAGCCAAUGAGGUUUGUGAUGCGCUUCAUAGACCUCGAUGGCCUGACGUGCAUCCUGAACUUCCUUAAAACGAUGGACCAUGAGACCACAGAGUCUCAGAUCCACACCUCUCUGAUUGGCUGCAUUAAAGCCCUGAUGAACAACUCUCAGGGACGUGCCCAUGUGCUCGCCCACACCGAAAGCAUCAACAUCAUUGCCCAGAGUCUGGCCACCGAGAACAUCAAGACCAAAGUAGCGGUCCUUGAGAUCAUGGGUGCUGUGUGCUUAGUACCUGGAGGACACAAGAAGAUCCUGGAAGCCAUGUUGCAUUAUCAGAAGUUCGCCUCUGAGCGAACGCGAUUUCAGACCCUUCUAAACGACUUGGACAGGAGUAUGGGCCGCUACAGAGAUGAGGUGAACCUCAAGACGGCAAUUAUGUCCUUCAUCAAUGCUGUCCUAAGUAAGGGAGCUGGGGAGACCAGUUUGGAGUUCCGAAUUCAUUUGCGGUAUGAAUUUCUGAUGCUGGGCAUCCAACCAGUGAUUGAUAAAUUGCGGUCCCAUGAAAACGCCACAUUAGAUCGGCAUUUGGACUUCUUUGAUAUGCUACGAAAUGAAGAUGAAUUAGUUCUCGCAAAACGAUUUGAAAAUGUUCAUAUAGACACUAAAAGUUCCACUCAGGUGUUUGAUCUUAUCCGAAAGCGAAUCAACCAUACAGAGGCCUUUCCACACUUUAUGUCUGUAUUACAGCACUGUCUUCAUAUGCCUUAUAAAAGAAGUGGGAACACAGUACAUUACUGGCUCCUCCUCGACAGAAUUGUCCAGCAGAUUGUCUUGCAGAACGACAAGGGUCACGACCCGGAUGCGGCCCCUCUGGAGAACUUCAAUGUGAAAUACGUGGUGCGAAUGUUGGUCAACGAGAAUGAGGUGAAACAGUGGAAAGAACAAGCAGAAAAAAUGAGAAAAGAACAUAAUGAACUUCAGCAGAAGCUGGAAAAGAAAGAGAGGGAGUGUGAUGCAAAAACACAAGAGAAGGAAGAAAUGAUGCAAACGCUCAAUAAGAUGAAAGAGAAGCUGGAGAAGGAGAGCAGCGAGCAUAAGCUUGUUAAACAACAAGUGGCUGAUCUUUCUGCACGGAUUCAUGAGAUGAGCAAUAGGACAAAUAUCCCUGGGGGCCCGCCUCUCAUCCCAUUGGCCCCUGGUAGCAUCCAACCUCCUCCCCCAGGACCGGCUGGCCUGCCACCUCCUCCACCACCUCCAGGUGGAGCACCCCCCCCUCCACCCCCUCCAUCUGGGGGACCACCACCUCCACCAGGCCUACCAUCCUUUGGUGCUCCUCCUCUACCAGGAGGUCUUCUGGGAUCCACACUGAAAAUGAAGAGCAUACCUCAGCCAUCCAAUCCUCUCAAGUCCUUCAACUGGACCAAACUCGGUGAAAAUAAACUGGAAGGGACAGUGUGGCUGGAACUGGACGAUAUCAAAGUUUUCAAAAUUUUGGACUUGGAGGACAUUGAGAAAACUUUCUCAGCUUACCAGAGACAACAGAAAGAGUCUGAGGAUGACACAGUAACCUCUAAAAAAGUCAGAGAAUUAUCAGUCAUCGAUGGCAGGCGUGCACAAAACUGCAACAUCCUUCUCUCAAAGUUAAAACUAUCAAACGAUGAGAUCAAGAGAGCCAUAUUAACAAUGGAUGAGCAGGAAGAUCUGCCUAAGGAUAUGCUGGAGCAGCUGCUGAAGUUUGUUCCAGAAAAAGGUGACAUGGACCUUCUUGAGGAGCACAAACAUGAGUUGGAUCGGAUGGCGAAGGCAGACCGGUUCCUCUAUGAGAUGAGCAGAAUCAACCACUACCAACAACGGCUGCAGUCGUUAUACUUCAAAAAGAAGUUUGCAGAAAGAGUUGCUGAAAUCAAGCCGAAAGUGGAAGCUCUCAGCAAAGCAUCUAAAGAGGUUCUUCAGAGCAGGAAUCUCAGACAGCUUCUGGAGGUGGUGCUGGCCUUUGGUAACUACAUGAAUAAAGGCCAGCGAGGGAAUGCCUAUGGCUUCAAAGUGUCCUCACUCAACAAGAUUGCAGACACAAAGUCCAGCAUUGACAAGAACAUCACUCUAUUGCACUACCUGAUAACCAUGCUUGAGCAGAAGUACCCUGAAGUCGCUCUGGUUCACGAGGAUCUGCUGAGCAUUCCAUCUGCUGCCAAAGUCAACAUGAAUGAGCUGGAGAAAGACAUCAACAACCUGAGCUUUGGUUUAAAGAGUGUGGAGACAGAGCUUGAGUACCAGAGGGGUCAACCUCAGACUUACGGCGAUAAGUUUUUGUCUGUCGUCGGUCAGUUCAUCACCGUGGCUGGUUUUAGUUUCUCUGACGUUGAAGACUCUCUUCAGGAGGCCAAGGAUUUGUUUGAGCAGGCAGUGAAACACUUUGGAGAAGACGCCACGCGCAUGCAGCCUGAUGAGUUCUUUGGAAUCUUUGAUCAGUUCCUGCAGGCCUUCACUGAAGCUAAGCACGACAAUGAGAACAUGCAACGACGCAAAGAUGAGGAGGAGCGCAGAGCCCGCUUGGAGGCACAGCUCAAAGAACAGCGUGAGAGAGAGAGAAAAGCCCGGAAGGCCAAAGAGAACUGCGAGGAGGACGGAGAAUUCGACGAUUUAGUAUCUGCACUGCGAUCUGGCGAGGUGUUCGACAAAGAUAUGACAAAGUUCAAACACAAGCGUAAACGUCCUGCCAAACAGAGCGCUGAGAGCAGCAGGGAGAGGCCUAUUGCCAAACUCAACAUCUGAGAGAGCUGUGCAAGUGAGUGCCGCCCCCUGGUUGUAAACCCGUGAAAUUAAAUCAGAGUCUACUUGGUGUGAACUGAACUACACUCACAGGAGGAAUGUUUUGUUGUAGCUCGGGUCAGAGAAAGGCUCUACCUCUACGUUUAUAACUGGAGAGGGUUUCCAGACUCAUUUGACCCUUGCUGGUUGCCAAAAUGCCAAACGUUUAAUAAAUGCUUUUCCAAUUGACAGUGUUUUGACUAUGACAAUAGUUUGCAUGGUGCUGGUAAGCUCAGGUUAGAUGCCACAAGGAUUCAAUAGUUUUCUUCCAAGAAAGAAUGGCUAGAAAGGGCGUCAUUCUUUAUAAGCAUCACAAACAACUGGUGUUGAAAUGUAGAAACUCCCUUUUAAAAGUUAUAUUUUUACAGAGCAAAUUUACUUUUAAGACAUACCCUAAUACCUAAGAACUCUGGGCACAUUGAUAUAUGUACGUCCACUCUGACGCUGUAUGGAUUUGUAAUUUAAUUACAAUAAUUGGUGUGCAAACUAUGCAAUCAACACAGGCCAUGUUUUGCAACAUAUGGUCUAGCAAAGCUUUACAAAAAUAAAUUGGACUUAGUAAAGCAGUUUGCAUAAUUCAUUGUUGUAAAUAUGUGUGACACAAACGUUGAAACCAAUGGUCUGCACAAAUUUACAGCCUUCUCAUUUUGCCAAGUGAAUAUUUAAUUCUGUUACGCUUGUAUCGCGAGCACAAACAACUAUGUGCUUGUACGCUGCCCAUCCCAGACCUGUUAAAGUACAAUGCACAGAACGAACAAACUUUACGAAAUCAAAGUGUUCUACAGAUUCCAUGUAUUAAAUAUGCUGACAGGAAUUAUAGUGGGAAAAAAAAUGUUAAGGUCAAACUUUGAUUGCAGAUAUAUUUAUGAUAAAAUCAUCACAAUAUCCCUAUUUUCCCAUGGUUACCAAAAAUAACAUUAAUAAGAAAAAACAAUGCAUCUUACACAAAUCAAACUGUUGCAUGUAAAUUAUUGUGAUUUCUUUUGUUUGUGUCUAUGCUUGUAUAUAUGUACAUAUGCCCAUCGUUAACUCCUCAGACCAAGGCUUAUUCUCAGCCCUUGACACUACGAUUUUGUGCUAAAACUUUUUCCUGUUGAUCAGAUGCCAUUUAAUCUUUUCACUAAAUUGUAAUAUUGUAUUACUUUGUAAUAGUUUCCUUUGUCUGCGGGUUUGUUUAGUCUUUAUUUAAGAAAUCUUUUUGAUGUGAGAUAGAUAAUCAAUAAAUAAACCCAGAGGGUCAUUUAAUUUUGGAAUGACUCUUGAUUUGUGUCUUAUGAUUCUUCAACAUGAUUCAAGGUUAUUUAUC
Molecule: messenger RNA, 5012 nt
Organism: Xyrauchen texanus (razorback sucker)
Lineage: Eukaryota; Metazoa; Chordata; Actinopteri; Cypriniformes; Catostomidae
Product: disheveled-associated activator of morphogenesis 1-like
Exons: 25
Coding region: 488-3670 (1060 amino acids)
Biological process (GO): actin cytoskeleton organization
Cellular component (GO): stress fiber
Molecular function (GO): actin binding; small GTPase binding
Source: RefSeq, a predicted model, not a curated record